Molecule: messenger RNA, 1561 nt
Organism: Melopsittacus undulatus (budgerigar)
Lineage: Eukaryota; Metazoa; Chordata; Aves; Psittaciformes; Psittaculidae
Product: killer cell lectin-like receptor subfamily G member 1
Exons: 5
Coding region: 1-579 (192 amino acids)
Source: RefSeq, a predicted model, not a curated record
AUGGAGGGAAGCAGAUCAGAAACUUCUGCAGCUGAAGAGAAUGAGGAAAUAAUUUAUACGUCUGUCAGAUUCUCUCAGACUCCUCUGCCUAGGACCAGUGCUGCACGGGAAAAAAGAGCUCCCUGUCUGUGGCCGGAAGUUGUGCCAGGCUUGGCUAUCGGCUUUGGGAUACUGAGCAUCUCCCUAGCGAUUGCUUUGAUAUGGAAGAUAAGUAACUCUCAGCCACGCUGCCCUGAGCAGUGGGUCGCCUACAGAGGGAGCUGCUACUCCUUCUCCAGGCAGAAGAAGGACUGGCGUUCCAGCCGGCUGUCCUGCGGGACACAGGGAGCUCAUCUCCUAGUGAUCAGUGAUACUUGGGAAAUGGAGCUGUUCAAGAGUAUUCAACCAGAAUGUUUCUGGAUUGGACUGAGGAACAGCACAGGCUCUGGAUGGAUUUGGGAAGAUGGCUCUAUAUUCGAUGGCACCAACAUCCUCUCUAACAGCCCUGUGCAACGUUGUGCUGUCCUGAUGAAGGAUCACUUCCAGGCCUCCAGCUGUGAAUUUGCUGCUCCAUGGAUCUGUGAGAAGUCUCUUAGAUAAAUCCCAUGUGCAUUUUCAUCUCAUAACUGUCUCCUCAGUGGUACAAGUGGAUCAUUGUCCUGCAAACCAAAGGUCUACACAAGACUAAGGAUUUGCCUAUUUCACACCCUCACAAAGGUGUUUUGCAGGGAUGGUUUUGUUGCCCAUAAUGGUGAGUUGUCAUCAGCAGUAGAUCCAUUCUCAAUCAACAUGUGUUGGCUUACUGCUAUUUAUGACCAGAUGAGACCCGGAACAUAUUCCCUGGCCUAGUCUUUGCCUUGUGUGUCAUAUAAGGGCAAACAAAAUUUUUGUCACAACAGAUGCUGGGUCUUAAGAUCUCUGAGGGUGAGCUGGCCAUUACUCCAUUCCUGAGUGUCAGAUUUAAUUUCCAUACCCUGCAUCUCCAUUGUCUGAUGCUAGGAGGACUGGGAAAAUGAAACCUGGUUUCCAAUGCUGAAAACGUGUAAACAGGGUUCUACCAGUGGCAGCCUCUCCUUUUGCAUUCCAGUACUAUGAGUAUGAGAGAAGAAACGAGACUUCAACUUCUGUAAAUCCAGCAGUGAAAAUAAACUGCUAGUACUGCAUUGGACCCAAAGUAUGCACCCAUGUCAUUACUUUGCUGAAAGGAGCCAGCUGCACUCCAUGCUUUAUAGGCCAGCUUCAACAAAAUGAGUCAAGAGGCUGGAACUUCUGGAGUCAAAGGAAGACAGUUAAUCAUGUGUUAUUAUUGAAUUGACCAAGACCAUGUUUCUCUCUCUUCCUCUACAAUUUCAUAACUGCAGAGAGGGGAAGCAGUGGACAAAUCCUUACUACAAGGAGCUUUCAGCUCAAAUAGAUCAGAGAGAGACUAAGAUUGUGAACAGCAUAAAACCACAGUGAACAUUAAGCGUGGGACAGUAGGUUGCAUUUCCAUACACUUGAAAAGUCUUAACUCUUUUCUCCAGUCAGAGAUUUUGUUCCAACAAAGGAAGACAAAUGUUAUUAAUUUCCAAUUUAUUUUACU